Molecule: messenger RNA, 1455 nt
Organism: Dictyostelium discoideum AX4
Lineage: Eukaryota; Evosea; Eumycetozoa; Dictyosteliales; Dictyosteliaceae
Gene: CYP555A1
Product: cytochrome P450 family protein
Exons: 3
Coding region: 1-1455 (484 amino acids)
Source: RefSeq, a predicted model, not a curated record
AUGAUAAUAAUUGUAAUAGUUGUUUUUUUAUUUUAUUUUUCUUUUUUAAAUUUAAAUUUAAAUCCUAAAAAGAAAAGACCACCUUCUCCAAUUACUUUGCCAGUAAUUGGGAAUUUAAUUUCUUUAUUAAAUAAUCAACCACAAAAUAUUUUAUUUAAUUAUUAUAAAAAAUAUGGUAAAAUUUAUCAAUUACAAUAUGGUAUUGUAAAUACUGUUGUAUUAUCUGAAUUUGAUAUUUUAAAAGAAGCAUUCAUUGAAAAUGGUGAAGUUUUUAUUGAAAGAUAUAAUAAAAUUACUAAAAAAUUUAAAUCUUCAGAAAAUAUUGUAAAUUCAAAUGGAUUAAUAUGGAAAAAAUUACAAUCAAUUUCAAUUCAAGAAUUAUCACCAAAUAUAAAAAUUAAAAAAUAUGAACCAAUGAUAAUCAAUGAAACAAAUAAAUUAAUUGAUAGUUUCAAUGAACAUAUAAAAUCAAAUGAAUCAAUAGACCCAACAUUAAAUAUUAAAAUUUGUUUUUUAAAUAUAAUUAUAUCAUUUUUAUUUAAUUUUAGAUAUAAUGAUUAUAAAGAUGAAAAAGUCAUUCAACUUGUUGAUUAUAUACAUUCUAUAUUUAGAAUGGGGUCACAUCCAAUUCCACAAGAUUAUAUUCCAAUUUUAAAUAAAUUUUAUAUAAAUAAAACUACAAAAAUUCAUCAAAAAAUAUUUGAAAAUAUAUAUGAAUAUAUAGAAAACCAAGUUCAAAAACGUUUAGAAAUUUUAAAUAAAAAUAAUAAUAAUAAUAAUAAUAAUAUAAAUGAAUGUUUUGUUGAUUUAUUAUUAUUAAAAUUUAAAUCAAAUCUAUUAACUUGGAAUGAAGUUAUAAAAACAACAACUGAUUUAAUGAUUGCUGGAUCUGAUACAAAUUCACUUUUUACAAUUCAUUUAAUUAUUGCAUUAACAAAUAGAGAAAAUAUUCAAAAUAAAGUAUUUAAUGAAAUUUUAAAUUUUUAUAUAUUAAAUGAAAAUAAUAAAAUUACAUUUUCAAAUAAAAGUAAAACACCAUAUUAUAAUUCAGUUUUAAAAGAAGUUGAAAGAAGAUUCACAGUUUCCCCAUUAUCACAACCUCAUAGAACAAAUAAAGAUAUUAUAUUAAAUGGUUAUUUCAUACCAAGUGGUUCUCAAAUUAUUCAAAAUGUUUAUUCUUGUCAUUUAAAUGACAAAGAUUGGGAAAACCCAUUCCAAUUUAAUCCAGAUAGAUUUUUAAAUAAUAAUCAAUUAGAAAAGAAAUUAAUUACAUUUGGAAUGGGUCCUAGAAAUUGUUUAGGUUUUCAAUUUGCAUUAAUGUCAAUAUGGAUUGUAAAUUUAAUAUUAUUUAAAUCAAUUAAAUUCUCUUCAAAUAAAUUAAUUGAAGAAGAAAUUAGAGAAGGCGGAACAACAUUAUCACCAUUUCCUUUUAAAAUUAAUUUAAUAAAAAGAUAA